Molecule: messenger RNA, 2328 nt
Organism: Dichotomopilus funicola
Lineage: Eukaryota; Fungi; Ascomycota; Sordariomycetes; Sordariales; Chaetomiaceae
Product: major facilitator superfamily domain-containing protein
Exons: 4
Coding region: 1-2328 (775 amino acids)
Biological process (GO): transmembrane transport
Cellular component (GO): plasma membrane
Molecular function (GO): transmembrane transporter activity
Source: RefSeq, a predicted model, not a curated record
AUGACGCAAGACGCACCAUCCCCUCCGCCCGGGCGGACAUGGGGUUCUCUUUUCACCCGGAAAGCGGCUGGAGAGAAGGCUUCUCGGCAGAAAUCUGGUCCAUCAAGAUGGUCGAUGGGAAUCAUGGAAGACUCGGAGACGAUUGAAGUUCCAGGCUCCGUCCUUUUGCUGGCCGCAGACCACAACGAGCCUCUCGGUCUCCGGAAUGCCCCAGCCAGGACAUCCCACUCGUCCAUCCCCACCGGCAUCAUCCACCAAGCACCGGAGGAGCCGCCGGAGCAGCAGGGCCCCAAGAAGACGCCAGAUGGCAAGUUCAUCUUGGACCCCCAGCCCGAGGACUCGGCCAACGACCCCCUCAACUGGCCCGCAUGGAGGCGAGACAUCGCCCUGCUGUCCCUGGGCCUGUUCUGCAUGGUCGGCGGUGGUACCACGCCUUUGCUGGCGGCGGGGUUCACGGACGUUGCCAACGAGUACGACGUCGAUGUCCACAGCGUCUCUCUCACGACGGGGCUGUACAUGUUGGGCAUGGGUCUCGGCUCCAUCAUCUUCUCGCCUACCGCCAUCUUGUACGGCAAGCGGCCCGUCUACCUCUUUGGCGCCGUGCUCUACAUCGCCACCUCUGUCUGGUGUGCUGCAUCGCCCAACUUCACCUCGCUUAUCCUAGCGCGUAUCUUCCAGGGGAUUGCGGUUAGCCCGGUUGAGUGUCUGCCGUCUGCCACUAUUGCUGAGAUUUUCUUCCUCCACGAGCGUGCGUUCCGCAUUGGAAUUUACACCCUUCUCCUGCUCGGUGGCAAGAACCUUGUGCCACUUGUCAGUGCGGCCAUUAUCCAGAGCAUGGGAUGGCGUUGGGUAUUUUGGGUUGUCGCCAUCGUGGUGACCGUCUGCGGCCUGCUCCUGUUCUUCUUCGUGCCCGAAACAUUCUGGGACCGCGCCCCCGUUCCCCGCAAGCUGAAGAAGUCCAAGUCGCGCCCGAGCAUCUUCCGCCGGCUUUCGUCCCGGCAGGAUGUCCUCCGUGCGACGCCUAUCCCCACCGCCCGCCCGUCGAUGGACAUCCACCACCACCACCACGCCGCGGACCACCCCAUCCAACCCCUUACCCCUGGCGCUCGCUCCAAGGGCCAGCACGUCGCCUUCGCCCCUCCGGGAGGUGUAAAGUUUGCCGACGCUUCCAGCGAGGAGUCGACUAACCGCGGUUCCGGCGAGAACAACCCGACCACUACUGAGAAGGAAGCCGAAGCGGCGGCGACGGCUAGCGAUGGGGGCUCAGCCGGCGAAAACGACAGCUAUUUCCCACCUCAGCCCACCACCACCACCACCACCUUCCUCCGCCCCCCCUCGCCCGCCGCAGCAGCAGCAGCAGCCAGACUCACAGUCCCCGGCACCCCCCACACCCCCCGCACCCCCGAAACCCCCGCCGUCCACUCCCACUUCCACCACCACGACCACGGCGCCAGCGACCACCACUACGAAACCGACACCGAAUCCCAAUCCGUCCGCAGCGGUUCCUUCCGCUCCACAGCAGCAGCCCCCGGCACCGGCAUGCCCCUAGCUUACACCGCCGCGCUCCGGGACCAGCCCGCCCUCUCCUUCGUCCAAGCCCUCAAGCCCUUCCACGGCCGUCUCAACAAAGACAAAUGGCACAAAGUCGCCAUCCGCCCCUUAAUCCUAUUCACCUACCCCGCCGUUCUCUGGUCCGCGGUGGUGUAUGCCUGUUCGGUGGGGUGGUUGAUUGUGAUUUCGGAGUCGGUGGCCGUGAUUUACCGCGAGGGGAUCUACGAGUUUAAUGCGUUGCAGACGGGGUUGGUGUACAUUAGCCCCUUUGUGGGGGGGAUUCUGGGGAGUGCGGUGGCGGGACGGGUGUCGGACGUUAUUGCCAAGGCGAUGGCGAGGAGGAAUGGCGGGUUGUAUGAGCCCGAGUUUCGGUUGGUGAUGGCGAUCCCGAUCGCGGUGACGACGGUGAUUGGGCUGAUGGGGUUUGGGUGGUCGGCGCAGAUCCAUGAUCAUUGGAUGGUGCCGACGGCGUUUUUUGGGAUUAUCUCGUUUGGGUGUACGAUGGGGUCGACGACGAGCAUUACUUUUUGCGUCGACAGUUAUCGGCAGUAUGCGGGCGAGGCGCUGGUUACGUUGAACUUUAGCAAGAAUGUCUUGCAUGGGUUGGUGUUUAGUUUGUUUGUUACCGGAUGGAUCUCGAGUGAUGGGCCCAAGUCGGUGUACAUCUGGAUUGGGGUCAUUCAGCUGAUUUUGUUGCUGUUUACCAUUCCGAUGUAUAUCUUUGGGAAGCGGUUGCGCAUGUGGACGGUGCGGAGGAACUUCAUGGAGAGGUUCUAA